GGGCAGCUUAAGCUUAGGAAACAAAGUUGGAAAGCGUUUUUCUCUGUUGAUCGAGUCACACGGGAGGUCUGUGUCACUUCAAGUAAUGCGGGGUUAUACCUGAGCGCCAAUUAUCGCAUGCCGUUGCUUGGCAAGGAGAGGCAAGAGAAGAAGAAAAAGCCCUUCACAUCUCUAUGUGUAUAUAUUUGCAGACAGGGGGACCAGUGAGAAUUGUAGGCAUCCAUAUUCACAGCUACUCCCUUUGGAGCCACUACAGAGAUGAAGAAGACUGUUUAAUUGGACCCUGAAAUAUUUAAAAUAAGAUGAUUUGACGCAUCUCUCUCUUUCUCUCUCUCUCUUCCCCCGUUUUUACAAUGGUCAUACGCAAGACCUAAAUCCUUUUGCCUGAAUAGGGCAGUAGCUUCAGCUGUGGAUUACAGAUUGAGAAGGAUUUAGGAUUUCCGACUGACAUGUGUUACACUGUUGGUUGUUUGCAUCUUUUUUUCCCCUCUCCUCCGAUCAACGCAAGGGUGCACGACGCUGCUGUGAAAACGUUCAUUUAAGAUUCCACAGGAAAACCUUGGAGGAAGAAGGAAAACAAAGGAAAGCACUAAGCUGCAUGAAGUAAGGCAUAUGCUUUUUCUGUGCGUAAGACUUUUAUCAUAUUGCACAGCAAAACGCGGAUUGAGUCAGCUAACUCUUUAUGACUUUUUCCACUGCAUUCCAAGACAAUGGACCAACUGUUGACUCUAUUGUGGACGAUUCAAUUGGAACUUGAUAGUGUUUUGUUGAGGAGGCAGGACUGAACUCUGUCUUUAACCUUUUUUUUAAUCUGUCACUGUGAAAAGGGAAUGCUCCACAUAUUAUUUUUAAAUCUUUGCACUAUUAUGGGAAGAGCCCGUUAAAUUCGGGAGACUGAUCAAAUAUAUCUAGAAAUACUGCUUCAUGCUUGGCAGUUCUUAAAGACUCCCGAAACCAUAUCACACUCUGAACUCUAAUUUCAUCGCGUCUCAGGGAAAGGCAAGCUUGAAGAUUUUUUUGUAUUUAGCUUGUUUUCUUGGUAAGAUCCAUUCAAUGACCUUCUUCACCGAGUGAAAUAUUUAUGGCUGCAGAAAGGGGCUGAUAACUUUUCCUGUUCUAGCCAGUUAUUGUUCGGGGGGGACUUGGGACCUCUUGCUGGUGUUCUUCAGCCUUUGCACCAAGCACAAUUUGCUGAAAAAUGAGCACUAUCGUGAUGGCGCCUCCAGCUGCUGUGCCUGCAGCUUCGUCAGCUGCGAGAGCCUCUUCUUCUGCCAGGCCGUCGUCUCCCGCAAUGAUGUCAUCCCCAAAACCGUGGCAGAAGACCUCUGUCUCCCGGCUAGCGGAAGAAUUUUUCUGGAUUGGCGGCAGCAUUGUUGCGUCACCCAAAUGGAGAAUGGGACAGAUCGUGGAGAGAUGCAUGAGCUCCAUGCAGACUGGGACUCAGAUGGUGAAGCUGCGAGGAAGCUCCAAGGGACUGGUGCGGUUCUACUACCUGGAUGAGCACAAAUCCUGCAUCCGUUGGCGGCCUUCCAGGAAGAAUGAAAAAGCCAAAAUUUCCAUAGAUUCAAUGCGGGAGGUGUGUGAAGGGAAACAGUCUGAAAUCUUUCAGCGCUACGCGGAUGGCAGUUUUGAUCCAAACUGCUGUUUCAGUAUUUACUAUGGGGACCACAUGGAAUCUCUUGACCUGGUGUCUACGAAUGCUGAGGAGGCACGGACCUGGAUUACCGGCCUUAAAUACCUCAUGGCUGGCAUCAGUGAUGAAGACAGCCUGGCAAAGAGACAGCGGACACGUGACCAGUGGCUGAAGCAGACAUUCACUGAAGCAGAUAAAAACGGUGAUGGCAGUUUAAGCAUAAGUGAAGUUCUGCAACUCAUUCACAAGCUGAACGUCAACCUUCCCAGACAGAAAGUAAAGCAGAUGUUUAAGGAGGCAGAUACAGAUGAUAACCAGGGCACGCUGGGAUUUGAGGAGUUCUGUGCUUUUUACAAGAUGAUGUCCACGCGGAGGGACCUCUACCUGCUCAUGCUCACCUACAGCAACCACAAGGACCACCUGGACACAGAUGAUCUGAUCCGCUUCCUGGAGAUUGAGCAAAAGAUGACCAGUGUAACAAAAGAACACUGCCUGGAGAUUGUGAACAAGUUUGAACCUUGUCCUGAGAACCAGAGUCAAGGAGUCCUGGGGAUUGAUGGGUUUACCAACUAUAUGCGCAGCCCUGCUGGGGAUAUCUUCAACCCAGACCAUUAUGAGGUGAAUCAGGACAUGACCCAGUCCCUGUGCAACUAUUUCAUUGCCUCCUCUCACAACACAUACCUGAUGGGAGACCAGCUCAUGUCUCAGUCGAGGGUUGACAUGUACGCCUGGGUACUCCAGGCUGGCUGCCGCUGUGUGGAAGUGGACUGUUGGGACGGCCAGGAUGGUGAACCUAUUGUCCACCAUGGCUACACCUUAACUUCAAAAAUCCUUUUCAAAGACGUCAUUGAAACCAUCAACAAAUAUGCUUUUGUAAAAAACCCAUACCCAGUCAUCCUGUCUAUAGAGAACCAUUGCAGUGUACCUCAGCAGAAGAAGAUGGCCCAGUAUUUAAUUGAAGUUUUGGGAGAAAAACUGGAUCUGUCCUCAGUCAGCAUGGAUGAGUCUGGACUUCUGCCUUCCCCCGAGACCCUGAAAGGAAAAAUUCUAGUCAAGGGGAAGAAACUCCCACCUAACAUCGAUGAGAACGCAGAGGAAGGUGAUGUAUCGGAUGAAGACAGCGCAGAUGAGAUUGAGGAUGACUGUAAACUGAUGAAUGGAGAUUGGAAGACAUCUGUAAACAGAAAACAGGUGGAGAAUGUGGCAAAAAAGAAGCUCGACUCCCUGAUGAAAGAGUCAAAAAUUCGGGAUUGCGAAGAUCCAGACAGCUUCACCAUUGCAGCUCUGCCACCUUCGGGAAAGCUUAGUGAAAAACCUUCCCUGAAAAAGCAAAAAAGCAGUCCAAUUCCAGGAGACAAGCACCUGGGCAAAGGCGAGGAUGGAGCAGAGCCUGGAGAAGACAGCAGCCUCAGCACCAACAAGCGCCAAAGCCGGUCCUUUAUGGGCAGCUUCUCCAAACGCAAGAAAAAAACUGCAAAGCUGAAAAAGUCAUCUAGCUUUGAGGACGAGGACGAUGAGCAGGAGAGCUCCAGCAGUGUGUCCCGGGGGGCUGUGCACUACAGCAGGAUAACCCGUCAGAAGAAGACAAUGAAGCUCUCCCGUGCUCUCUCUGACCUCGUGAAAUACACCAAGUCUGUUGGCCUCCAGGACAUCGAGACUCAGGUGACGUCCAGCUGGCAGGUCUCCUCCCUCAGCGAGACCAAGGCCCACCAGAUUAUGCAGCAGAAACCAGCCCAUUUCAUCCACUUCAACCAGCGGCAGCUGUCCCGCAUCUACCCCUCCUCCUACCGCGUCGACUCCAGCAACUACAACCCCCAGCCCUUCUGGAACGCGGGGUGCCACCUGGUUGCCCUCAACUACCAGUCGGAGGGACGCGUAUUACAACUGAAUCGGGCCAAGUUUUACAGCAAUGGGAAUUGUGGGUACAUAUUGAAGCCCAAGUGCAUGUGUGAAGGUGCCUUUAACCCAAUGCUAGAGGACCCUCUGCCAGGUCUGAUGAAGAAACAGCUGGUUCUGAGGGUAAUCAGUGGACAACAGCUUCCCAAGCCUAAGGACUCCAUGCUAGGAGACAGGGGAGAGAUUAUCGACCCCUUUGUGGAGGUCGAGAUAAUAGGAUUACCUGCUGACUGCUGUAAGGAGCAGACAAGAGUGGUGGAUGAUAAUGGUUUUAACCCCAUGUGGGAGGAGACUUUGGUAUUCACUCUUCACAUGCCUGAAAUAGCUCUGGUUCGCUUCCUGGUGUGGGAUCAUGACCCAAUUGGCAGAGACUUCAUUGGGCAAAGGACAAUAGCUUUUAACAGCAUCAUGCCAGGUUACCGGCAUGUUUAUUUAGAAGGUAUGGAAGAGGCUUCCAUCUUUGUUCAUGUAGCUGUGAAUGACAUCACUGGUAAGGUGGUUGUAAUGAAAAGCCAUCUUUGCAUGCAAAAUUGUUCUACUCUGGCCAGACCAGCCAUUGGCAUAAAAGGGCUGUUUCACAGAAACCCAAAGCAAGCUUCCCUCGACAGCCAUGCUGCUGCACAGCUCAGUCGUAAGCACACGUUCGGCGCCCACCUCUUGCGCAGGACGGCCAGUGCCCCCACCAAGGGCCAGCAGAAAAUAAAGAAGGGCUUUCCGGAGAUCUCCAUCGACACCAAAGAUUAUAGCUCAGAGGGUGCCAGCGAAGACAGGGAGUCGGAAGACGCCUCUCAGCCUCGGGUGGACCAGGGGGCAAUCUCAGCUGGACCAGGCCCACAGGACGGUACCAACGGGGAGCUACAUCCUGAGGGCGUCAAAGAUAGCCUCACCAGUUCAUUGCACAUACCCGUCUCUCCAAUGUACACCCUGGAAACCAUUGCUGAAGAGACGUCCUUCUCAGAGGAGAAAAAUCACAUCUUCAUUUCUAGUCCUGCUUCAAUCUCCACCUCGUCCCACUCAGUCAUGGAGGCCACUGUCUCACAGCUGAACCCUGCUAAAGCUCCUGCUUCUUUGUGUCAUUCAGCAAUACAACCUGUAACCCCCUCUCUGCUACUUCAAGAGGGAAAUACCUGUCUAACCCCAGAAAAGGAAGGUGUCAAGAGAACAACUAAUUCAGAAAAGACUUCUGCUGUUACCCCUGAUCCUGGAAUCGAGAAAGUAAGCAAUGAUGUGAAAUGGGUUGAAGAAAAAAUUAGAAACAUUCCAUUAACUAGUGCUGAAGAGACUGGAAUGAAGUCCCAUUUGUGUAAUUCCCCUGUACAAUUGAAUGGUCCACCUCAAGAUAAUGGAACAGGUGUUUGUAAAACUAUAGCAGCAGGUAAAGAUGGAAAUGAAUUUAAGACUGAGCUAAACCAAACACAUCAGCAGAUUUCUUUCAUGAAUAACACUGUCUACUCAGGCAACAGCUCUCAGAGAGCACAGGAUGGGAAGGCAUUUCUUAGCACAGAACAACCUCAGACUCUGCAGGUUAGGCAGCGUACACUGGUGCGCAGAACGAAAAGUGAAGGGCAUGUUCGGGCAGCUCUUUCUGGGAGUGAGCAGUCACCUGUUCCCGAGGUCUAUACUGAUGUCACCAUGAAUGAUAGGCUGUGGAGCAAGCUCGAUAACCGCAACCACAGGGACAGCGUGUCCUCAUCAUCUAGCAUAUCCUCCACUGACACAGUCAUUGACCUAUCCUUGCCAAACUUGGCCCGGAAGAGUUUAACAAACCUAAGUGGCUCCCGGGAGGAUUCUGAGGAAGUAUUCAUGACUAAUACGGUCAACUGGCCAUGUUCUGCCACUACGGGGUGUGAGAUUUCAAGGGUUAGUAAAAGUAAGUCCAACCCUAACUUGCGAACUGAGGACAUGAGUGAAAUGAAAGAUGAGCUACAGCCCAGACCCUUGGGGAAGGAGCUUCGCAACCCUGGCAGGCCAAUGCAGAGGAGGCACACCUGGAGCAGGCUUUACAUGGAAGGCCUCAAGCAGUCAGCUUCGGCUGCUAGGAAGUCCCCUGCGCCUGUUGUCAAGGAUGUGGACAGCAGCUCCAAGUCCAAGAGCCUGGGGGACCUGACCUCAGAUGACAUUGCCUGCAACUUUGACAGCAAGUACAGAAGCAUCAGUCGGAGCUUCAUCACCCGGCCCAUGAGGGGUCAGCGCAAACCGCCCCAGAAAACCCCGGAUGACCUGACGGAACAGCUCAAGAGGCUGACCGCCGUGGAGCCGCUCACCGCCGGAGACUUUGCCUCAUCGGCACUGGCAGAGGAUGAGAAGGAGGAGGAGGUCUGCCUGCUGCGGAGGUCCUCCUCCAGGAGCCAGAGCAGGGUGCGCUACAUCGCCAACAGAGCCAAGCAGGCACAGGAGAGGCAGAGGCUGCAGAGCCUGACCCAGCAGAACAGCAGUCCCAUCGAAGAGCGAGGGAACCCGGAGGGAGCCUGCUCUGUGGCCAGGAGCCUGUGCGCCAACUUGGACCUUCUCAGCCAGCUCCCCCCUGUUCCUCAAGACCCAAAUCCCCAGGCACCUGACACGGAGGUAUUCUUCAUGCUGAAGCUUUGAAAAAGAAGGCUGAACUGUUUGAACCAUGCUUGAACUGAAUCCAGUAAUGUGUGUCGAAAAAGUAUAAGCAAAGGUGGUUUUUUUUGUGACAUUUUUAAAGGAAUUGAUACUGCAAGAUUUUGUACAUGUAAAACCGAUGUUCUUCAAUGCAUUAUGUUUGUUUCUUUCUUCAUGCACUGAAUAUGUCAUAUCUAGUCCCGUGACCUGACUUAAGAGGUGCUUUCAAUUAUCUAGUCAAAUUGUUGUUUUGAAUUUGAUUGAUAGCAUCAUUCCUAAUCCAUAGGUAUGAGAGUAGUAAGAGGGACCAUAAAGUAAUGUAGUCCAAAUAUAUCACUUAGGUCAGCACAAAAAACACUAAAAUAUUUCAAAUUGUAAGACUUAAAAUAAUAGAUAAAUAGCUUUAAGGGCACUUUAAAUAGUGAGUUCUCACCUUGUCGGAUGUCUGCUUUUUAAGCUUGGAUACAUUGCAUCUACUACAGAGACGGGUAUGUAUGUUGUGCUUUCACCCUAUCCACUAUGACAGAAAGACACAAAGCCUGGAAGGCCCUAUAAAAGUUUCUUAUACUUUGUUUUCAAAAGCAUUUAUGUUUUUACUGUAAGAAAUACAUUGCACAUGCUGUUCUAGAUGUAUGUACUACUACACUGGAAGGCGAUAAAAGCUCUGUUACAAGAGCUCAAAAGACCUCAAAACCAGCCUACCUGAAUCUCCCUUCUACAGUGGUGAAUUCCAGAUGUAAGAGUCACAGACUUAGCGUUAGACUAGUUCUUAUAAAGGUGCCGUAACUUUGUAGUCCAUUUAUUUCUUUUUUCUUUUUUAAAACUAGAUUUCAAUUCACUGGUUACAAGUAGACAAAACGCAACGCAUAGUUAAGCAGAUUGUUAGAGUCAUUGUAUCUUAUGUGACAACUGACAACAAUACUGUAAAUGGGGGGAUUUUUAAAAGACUUGAUUGUACUAGAACUGUAAAACCCAGCAAAAAUGCAUCUUGCGAUGGGAUAAAUUGUAUAAAUUGAUCAAUUUUUUCAGAACCUGUUAUACAAUUCUUGUAUGUAAUAUCUUUCCCAUUCUCGGUUAUAGCGAGCUAUUACAUGGAGAAUUGUUCUGUACAACCUCAAGGUGUUGUUGUGCAAUGUACAAAUGUCAGCUCACAACCUUUCAUUAGUCCUCUGUGAUGUUAAAACUACAGUGGAAGAUUGUGUAUUGUCCAACAUUGUAUUACCCAUGGAACUGCCCAAGAAUCGGUACGAAUCCCAUUGCAUGGUACAAAUGCACUAUCAUCUCAUUUUGAAAAGGUUUACUUGCAAUGUUUUUAAUUAGUUGGGGAAAUGAAAAACCUUUUCAGUGUUUUGUUGAGUGGAAUAUGCCAAUCAGUUCUGCAUCUGAUAUUUUAAUGAGUCAUUUUAGAUGGUAUUUUAUAUGUUGAUGAGAUGCUGUAAAGCACCUUUCUUAACUUGUACUGUUUUGCACUGCCAUGUCAGUUUUCUGUAUGAAAUUUUAGAAAAAAAUAUUUAAACUUUAGCAUAUGUAAUUAGAGAUCAUAUAAAUAAAUUACUGCAUUUUUCAUUGUUUUUUACUUUUUUGAUGAUACAUGUUUUAGGUAUGAGUAAUUUUCUUUUGUCAUUUAUGUAUUUUAAAAUAGGUGUACAUUUACUUUUAAAACCCAUUUCAUAUAUUGUAUAAAAUAUUUACAGACAUGACAUGCAAAAAAACCCUGUAUAUCUGAACUUUUAUUCACUUAAUGUAAAUCAACACUAAAUAAAAUAUUUAAUCUUUA
This is a messenger RNA of Lepisosteus oculatus (spotted gar), 7892 nucleotides long. NCBI's taxonomy places the organism in Eukaryota, Metazoa, Chordata, Actinopteri, Semionotiformes, Lepisosteidae. The record is from RefSeq and is a predicted model, not a curated record.